AUGUCUGCAGGAGGGGAAGCAGCUGAUGUGGUGUACUGCCUGGCGCAGGAGCAGGACUUCCAGCAGACGCAGGUAUCUCAAGCUGACUCUCCUCCUCUUCCUCCUCAGCUGCAGUUCCCCCUGCCCGAGUUCAUCGUGGCUAUGGGCUUCUUCCUGGUCCUGGUCCUGGAGCAGAUCAUCCUGGCCUUCAAGGACCAGACGUCGCCGUCCCCGGAGGAACGGCGCUCUCUGCUGGUGGACUCCAGCAUUCAAUCCAACGAUCACCGCCGCCGAGGCUCGGCGGACUCUGACGGUCACUUCCACGUGGACUUUGGUUCUCAGUCCGCACUGCGCGCCUUCAUCCUGGUCUUCUCGCUGUCGCUGCACUCGGUGUUCGAGGGGCUGGCGGUGGGGCUGCUGGAGGAGGGGCGGGAGGUGCUGGAGAUCUGCCUCGCCCUGAUGAUCCACAAGAGCAUCAUCUCCUUCAGCCUGACCGUGAAGCUGUGUCAGGCCCGGCUGCGUCGCUCCGCGGUGGUCGGCUGCCUGCUGCUGUUCGCCGUCAUGUCGCCGCUGGGCGUCGGCCUGGGCGUCGGCCUCACCGAGACCAAGACGUCGCCGGGGCACCAGCUGGCCCGCUGCACGCUGGAGGGGCUGGCGACGGGAACCUUCAUCUACAUCACCUUCAUGGAGAUCCUACCGCACGAGCUCGCCGCCGGCAGGAACCGCAUCGCCAAGGUGGGCGUGCUGCUGGUGGGCUUUGCCGUGGUGACCGCCGUGCUGUUCAUCAAACUGUAGAGGCAGACGGCGAGAGGGCGAGCUCCGUGUGCGACUUCAGAGACGGUUCAGAGCUUCAUUAAUCACGCUUUUAUUUUUUUGACGUUAACGAGAGACGAAGACUUAAGCCAAAGAGAGACGACGCGAGAGCGCCAGGGGGAGGAGCCGAACAACCCCGCAAACCUGAUCCGUUAAAGUUUCUCUCCUCUGACCGCCUGCGGGGUUGGACAGAAACCCACCAAUCAAACCCCCGCGAGUCGCACCUGGUGACAGCGGGGAGCAAGAACUCGCUUUAACAGGAGGAAACCUCCGGCUCAGGGAGGCGGGGUCAAGCUAAGGAGCCGCAGCAGGCGAUCGAACACCCAGGGAGUGAAGAAGUGCAUCAUGGGAAGCAGGCUGGCCUGCUGCGGCGCUAUCUCAGAGUUCAGAUGUGCUCGCCAGGAGUGUCCCAGAGCGGCGGGAGAUUUCCGCUUUUAGAACUAGCGUGUUGCUAAACGAGGAAACUGGAAUGUUUGGAGGAGCCGGAGCAUGUGUUAGCGGAGCGCUCUAUUUUAACUGACAGCAGGAUUCAAACACUUGUUUUUGUAAUAAAAGUAUUUUUAAACAUG
Molecule: messenger RNA, 1361 nt
Organism: Neolamprologus brichardi
Lineage: Eukaryota; Metazoa; Chordata; Actinopteri; Cichliformes; Cichlidae
Source: RefSeq, a predicted model, not a curated record